CAGCACCUCCCUCCUCUGAUUUUAUCUCCCCAGCGUCAACGACCUACUCCGCCCAUCCUCACCCUUCAUCGAUUCACUCAUCAUGGCUGAGCAGCUGGUUCUUCGCGGCACCCUCGAGGGCCACAAUGGCUGGGUUACCUCCCUUGCGACCUCCCUGGAGAACCCCAACAUGCUGCUGUCGGGCUCUCGCGACAAGACCCUGAUCAUCUGGAACCUUACCCGCGAUGAGCAGGCUUACGGCUACCCCAAGCGCAGCCUGGAGGGUCACUCCCACAUCGUCUCUGACUGUGUGAUCUCCUCCGACGGUGCCUACGCUCUGUCCUCCUCCUGGGACAAGUCUCUCCGUCUGUGGGAGCUGUCCACCGGUAACACCACCCGCACUUUUGUCGGCCACACCAACGACGUUCUCUCCGUCUCUUUCUCCGCCGACAACCGUCAGAUCGUCUCCGGAUCCCGUGACCGCUCCAUCAAGCUGUGGAACACCCUCGGUGACUGCAAGUACACCAUCACCGACAAGGGCCACACCGAGUGGGUUUCCUGCGUCCGCUUCAGCCCCAACCCCCAGAACCCCGUCAUUGUCUCCGCUGGUUGGGACAAGCUCGUCAAGGUUUGGGAGCUUGCUUCUUGCCGCCUGCAGACCGACCACAUCGGUCACACCGGUUACAUCAACACCGUUACCAUCUCCCCCGAUGGAUCCCUCUGCGCCUCCGGUGGCAAGGACGGUACCACCAUGCUCUGGGACCUGAACGAGUCCAAGCACCUCUACUCUCUCCACGCCGGUGAUGAGAUCCACGCUCUCGUCUUCUCCCCCAACCGCUACUGGCUUUGCGCUGCCACCAGCAGCUCCAUCACCAUCUUCGACCUCGAGAAGAAGUCCAAGGUUGAUGAGCUCAAGCCCGAGUACGUCGAGAAGGGCAAGAAGAGCCGUGACCCCGAGUGUAUCUCCCUCGCCUGGUCCGCCGAUGGUCAGACCCUGUUCGCCGGUUACACCGACAACAAGAUCCGUGCCUGGGGUGUUAUGUCGCGCGCUUAGAUGAGUUGAUGAGUGUGAAGGAGGAGGCCUCUUUUUGAUCUAUCGCCAAGGGAAUCAAAAAAAAAGUUCAAAAUCCAGAACAAGAAGGGCUUUGGUUUUGGGAUGUAUGAGCCACGAGCAAUGAAGCACUUUGGGUCGGGACACGGUGUUACCCGGCCCUGAGGUUUUCUGACAUGCCUAGCUUACUCGAUUCGCCAUUAAAAUCGAAUGUCUGGCUUGUGAAGGCAUGUGAUGUUCUAAUACCACAUAAGGCAUCAAAACUGUUUUCCUAUUUUUUCUUCA
Molecule: messenger RNA, 1315 nt
Organism: Penicillium pulvis
Lineage: Eukaryota; Fungi; Ascomycota; Eurotiomycetes; Eurotiales; Aspergillaceae
Gene: cpcB
Product: 40S ribosomal protein RACK1
Exons: 4
Coding region: 83-1033 (316 amino acids)
Biological process (GO): positive regulation of protein phosphorylation; rescue of stalled cytosolic ribosome
Cellular component (GO): nucleus; cytosol
Molecular function (GO): ribosome binding; translation regulator activity; protein kinase C binding
Source: RefSeq, a predicted model, not a curated record